Oryzias latipes (Japanese medaka) is the source of this 3940-nucleotide messenger RNA. RefSeq names its product ATPase H+ transporting V0 subunit a2a (gene atp6v0a2a). The record is from RefSeq and is a predicted model, not a curated record. NCBI's taxonomy places the organism in Eukaryota, Metazoa, Chordata, Actinopteri, Beloniformes, Adrianichthyidae. Gene Ontology annotation, biological process: proton transmembrane transport; vacuolar acidification. Gene Ontology annotation, cellular component: vacuolar proton-transporting V-type ATPase, V0 domain; vacuolar proton-transporting V-type ATPase complex; plasma membrane. Gene Ontology annotation, molecular function: ATPase binding; proton-transporting ATPase activity, rotational mechanism.
UGUCAAUUGCUAGGCGACGUAAAGGGAAUAAAGGCCGUAGCCUAUUUCUGACUGGGGGGCUUAUUUUUAACGAGUGAGGCUGACUCUGCGGCCUCGCUUACUGACGUGGCGGGUUGAUAAUUCAUUUUCUAGUUUGCCUGCUCGCUUCUGUCCACGCUGCGUGCCGUGUUACCCUAUUGUUGUAGUUUUUCCCUUGAUAAUAAUGACAGGUGUUGAAGGUAAAAAGCCGACAGGAUGAUCAUGACGUCUUUCUCUUCGGCUACUCGACGCAAAAAUGUGCACCAGGAUGGUUUGUGUCUUUGUUUUCAUCUUGUUUUUUGAAUAGUCAUCGCAGGAGGAAAGGACAAGAAAAAAAACGGAGUGGCUGUCAGAGCCAGAAUGAGGAUCUUUUCCUAAAAUCGUCAUUAUCGGUUGAUGAUAACUAAUCCUCGGUGGAGGGGAGUUGUAGUUUGGUGGAAUGGUGUGAUGUGGCGUCGGAGUUCACAGUGAUCAGAACAGCAGGCUGCAGACAGAUUACCAGGGGAGGGCUGCGCGUCUGGCAGAGAUAAAGAUGGUGUUUCGGAGCGAGGAGAUGUGCUUGGCGCAAUUGUUCCUGCAGUCCGGCUCAGAAUAUGACUGCAUUAGUGAGCUCGGAGAACUGGGGCUGGUCGAGUUUAGAGAUCUCAACCCCAGUGUCAGCUCUUUCCAGCGGCGCUUUGUCAGCGAAAUCAAGAGGUGUGAAGAGAUGGAGAGGAUUCUGGGUUAUCUUCUGAGGGAGAUUCACAAGGCUAGACUAGCCGUUCCAGAGGAGGAUCAGAGCCCACUGGCUCCUCCACCCAGACAGGUCCUUGAGAUCAUGGAGCAGCUUCAGAGGCUGGAGAUGGAGCUCAGUGAGGUGGCGAAAAACAAGGAAAAACUUCAGCGGAACCUCCUGGAGCUCACCGAAUACACACACAUGCUGAAGAUCACUCAGACCUUCAUCCACAGCCGCUCCAGGCAUGAGGCUCUUGGUCCCCAGUAUGAAGAGUUCCCCACCAUGGAAACAGACUCUGCUGGAGGAUGCACUGGUAUGCAGAGGCUGGGAGCCAAGCUGGGGUUCAUUUCUGGUCUGAUCCAGCGGGUGAAGGUGGAGGCCUUCGAGCGUAUGUUGUGGAGAGUGUGUAAAGGUUACACCAUCCUCAGCUAUGCAGAAGUGGAUGAAAGCCUCACUGAUCUCGACACAGGUGAAAUAGGCAAAAGUGUGGUGUUUCUAAUCUCUUUCUGGGGGGACCAGAUUGGACAGAAAGUUCAAAAGAUCUGCGACUGUUACCACUGCCACCUGUAUCCUCACCCCGAGAAUGACGAGGAGAGAGCAGAUGUGCUGGACAGCUUAAGAACCCGGAUUCAAGACCUCAACAAUGUGCUUCAUCGCACUGAGGAUUACUUGAGGCAGGUUCUGCAGAAAGCGUCCGAGUCGGCCUUCAGCUGGGUUGUGCAGGUGAAAAAGAUGAAAGCGAUCUAUCACAUCCUCAACCUCUGCAGCUUUGAUGUCACCAACAAGUGUCUGAUUGCUGAGGUGUGGUGCCCCAUCAGUGAUUUAGCGAAGCUAAGAGGAGCUCUGGAAGAGGGUUCGAGAAAAGGGGAAGCCACUGUGCCAUCGUUUGUGAAUCGCAUCCCAUGCACUGACACUCCACCUACCCUUUUAAGAAGCAACAAGUUCACAAGUGGGUUUCAGAGCAUUGUGGAAGCGUAUGGGGUGGGGGAUUAUCGUGAGGUAAGCCCAGCUCCUUACACCAUCAUCACAUUCCCCUUCCUGUUUGCUGUGAUGUUUGGUGACCUCGGUCAUGGGAUCGUUAUGAGCCUCUUCGCCCUGUGGAUGGUGCUGACAGAGAAGAAGCAGAACAAGAAACGGUCCAAUAAUGAGAUAUGGACAACGUUUUUCAAUGGACGUUACAUCAUCCUGAUGAUGGGGCUUUUUUCUGUCUACACCGGACUCAUUUACAACGACUGCUUCUCCAAGUCUUUGAACAUAUUUGGCUCUGGGUGGAGCAUUAAGGCAAUGUUCACGAACCAGCAAUGGACAAACAAAACACUCCAAAGUAAUGCUUUGCUCACAAUGGACCCUAAUGUCAGUGGAGUCUUCAACGGCCCUUAUCCUUUUGGAAUCGAUCCUAUAUGGAACAUGGCGGUGAACCGGCUCUCCUUCCUCAACUCAUACAAGAUGAAGAUGUCUGUUAUUGUUGGAGUCAUUCACAUGAGCUUUGGUGUGGUGCUGAGUGUCUUUAACCACCUGCACUUUAAACAGAAAUUUAACGUCUACCUGCUGUUUCUUCCGGAGCUUCUCUUCCUGCUUUGUCUCUUUGGCUACCUGGUCUUCAUGAUUUUCUACAAGUGGUUUGCAUUCAGUGCGCGAGAGUCCAACCAGGCCCCGAGCAUCCUCAUCCACUUCAUCAACAUGUUCAUCAUGCAGGGAAAGGACAUCAGUCCUCUGUACCCGGGACAGACUGGGCUGCAGAUAUUCCUGCUUUUGGUAGCAAUGCUCUCCGUUCCCGUCCUGCUGUUAGGAAAGCCUCUCUACCUGUACUGGCUGUACCGGGGAGGGAAAGGUCUGCGGAGACGCAGAGGUUAUGAGAGGGUGAGGCGUGCAAGUGAAGACGACAACUCCAUCACUCCAUCCUAUGACGAUGAUGAAGAGGAGGGAUUUGAUGAAGUGACCAGCAGAGAGCCUCUUCCCAAACAGUUUGACUUUGCAGAUGUGUGCCUGCACCAGGCCAUCCACACCAUUGAGUACUGCCUGGGCUGCAUUUCCAACACCGCCUCCUACCUGCGCCUCUGGGCUCUCAGCUUAGCUCACGCUCAACUGUCAGAGGUCCUGUGGACCAUGGUGAUGCGUCUGGGUUUUAAGAUCACCACAAAAGUUGGGGUAGUGUUUUUGGUCCCGGUGUUUGGCCUCUUUGCCACACUUACUGUAUCCAUUCUGCUCGUCAUGGAGGGCUUGUCAGCGUUCCUUCACGCUCUCCGGCUUCAUUGGGUGGAGUUUCAGAAUAAAUUCUACCACGGGACCGGUGUCAAGUUUCUACCAUUCGACUUCUCCCUCCUACCCUCUGUUUUCGAGCAGGAAGGCCUCCUUUAAAACUCUCUGAUGCAGUGGAUGGGACCGGGAGCUGAUUUUAAACAAGGGAAAGGAUGCCGGCGAAUCGGACAUUUGACACUGUGAUACUGAAAACGAACCUUCAACUGAAGCUCAUUUCUUGUAGCAACUUUUUCACCUUGCUGGUUUUUAAAUGUUAAGCUGACUGCCUUACUGUUGUACCCAGCAAACUUCUGUAGAAGUUUUCCUUCUAUGAAUUAAUAAUCUAUUGGGUCCGGAUUUCGUAAUACUUCUACUAUUCAUACGUAUUUAAACAUUUUAUUUGCAUUGUGCUGUGUAAACAGAUUUUUUUGGGUUAUCUUUUACCACAUGGUAUUUAACCAGUUCAAUUUUAAACCCAAGUGAAAACAUCCCCAAGCAUUCAAAACGUAGUGCCAUAAAAAUUAUUUCUGAUUACGAUAAUGGGGAUGACUCACCCCCCCCCCCCCCCCCCCCCUUUAAAAAAACAUGUUGAGAAAGAAAAGCUGCAGGCAUUAAAACCACUGACAUGUCAAGCCUUUUUGGGGACAUACUUUCACAAAGCACUUUGCAGAAAUGAUUGUAGAAUUAAUGUUUUCACUGACUUAUAAUGCCAAAUGAAAAAAGAAAAUCAACUGUCUGCUUGUUUAUUGUUUUUUAUGCAUUAAUUGUACGUAACUUCCCUGUAACUGACAGGAAAACAUCAAGUACUUUAGAGUAGCUUAAGAAGCCUUAGCUGUUUGUUUGUUUGUUUGUUUGAUUUCACUGCUAGUGGCAUUUAUUAAUGAUAAUCCAUGGUAUUUAUUUCAACUGUCCGUAUCAAAUAUUUUGACAUUCUCAAGUGUAAAAUAAAGUUUUGAGUCAUGCAAGCAA